UAUAUGUGAAAGUUCAAUUAAACUAGUACUAGUACUAGUACUAGACCUGCCUUUCUUUUUCUUUUUUCUCUCUCUCUCUGCUUUCUUGUUUGACACUUGAUUUUAUAGUCCUAGGCUCAACUUUUCUUAUCUCUUUCAGUCCUAGGUCUCAAGCUGUUCUUGCUGUCCCUUUUUCCUUUUUCUUAGGGGACCCAUACUAUACAACCUCCCUUUAUAUCAGUCAGUUUGUCCCAAGGACCAAAGCUUGUCCAUGCCUUGAUCUGUUUUGCUUUCUUCAUGUAAAAACCCAUCUCAAAGAACACCUAGAGAUCUCAUCUUUGUUCUGUCCUGUUCUAUUUUUUUACUUGGAUUGCUUUAAAAGAGAUUCUUGAUCUGAGUCUGUUGUAAAGAUAAUAAAAGGGCAUUUAGCUGCUUAACCAUACCAAUGCAAGGUUGUAUUUGUUAAAGCUUGAAUGGAAGUAUUAUAUGGUUCCAAGAAAGCAUCAAUGGGGAAGCAGCAACAGCAAUCUGUAACAGAUACUACAAGACCACCUCUUGUUCCAGCGGAGAAGAACAAUGCAGUUGCUGCAACUCGCCGGUCUAGAACAAUGGAAGUCAGUUCGAGAUACAGAUCAUCAACUCCUACUAAAACAAGGAGAUGCCCUUCACCUAAUGCCACGAGGACUGUCUCUUCUUCAAGCUCUCAGUCCUUAUCAUCAUCAAAAAGAGCUGUUUCAGCUGAAAGGAAACGCUCUUCAACGCCAACCACUCCCACUAAUCCAUCCACACCGGUUAGUGAUGUAUCUAUAGAUUUACCGGUUUCAUCUAGGAGACUUCCUACUGGUCGUUUACCUGAAGGCUUAUGGCCUUCUACUAUGAGAAGCCUCAGCGUUUCAUUUCAGUCUGAUUCAGUCUCGGUUCCUGUUAGUAAGAAGGAGAAACCGGUUGUUUCUAUUGAUCGGACACUGAGACCAUCUUCGAAUAUUACACAUAAACAGAAGAGUGAGACAACAACAACAACAACAACAACGUCUGUGUCUAGAAAACUUACACCCGAGAGGAAAAGAAGUCCAUUGAAAGGGAAGAAUGUGCCUGCAGGUCAAUCAGAGAAUUCAAAACCUGUAGAUGGUCCUCAUAGUAGGUUAAUAGAACAGCAUCGAUGGCCUAGUAGACUUGGUGGAAAGAUAAUCUCAGAUUCUAUGAACAGAAGCAUGGAUCUUGGUGAUAAGAGAAUGCCUAAAAGCUGUAAACCUUUGCAGAAGUCUUCUAGUGACACAGCGAGGUUGUUGUCCUCUUAUGAAAGUAAUGGAUUAGUAAUGUCUCCAACAAACUCAGAAGAUGGUAAUGUGUCUAGACACAGGCUUCUGUCUGCAAGUUCAUUAGAUAGGGCGACUUCAGCUAGAGUGCAUCCCUUGUCUGCUCCUGGAUCACGCACUGCUUCUCCUAGCAGAUCCUCAUUUUCAUCAUCAUCCUCUAACUCACGAGGCAUGAGUCCCUUGAGAGGAUUGAGUCCUUCAAGAGGCUCUUGUCUGAGAUCGUCUACACCGCCACCAAGAGGUGUAAGUCCUUCCAGGGUAAGACAAACCAAUUCAUGCACACAAUCGAGUAGCACCACAACAUCAGUUCUCAGUUUCAUCGCUGAUGUCAAGAAAGGAAAAAAGACAACUUACAUAGAAGAUGUCCAUCAACUCCGUUUGCUCUAUAAUAGAUAUUCACAGUGGCGGUUUGCAAACGCUAGAGCUGAGGGAGUAAGAUAUAUUCAGAGGUUAAUUGCUGAGGAAACUCUAUACAAUGUCUGGCAUGCAACAUCAGACCUGAGAGAUCUUGUGACAACCCAAAGAGUUUGUCUCCAGCAGAUGAAGCUAGAAAUCAAGUUUGAUGAUAUCUUAAAUAAGCAGAUGGUUUGCCUUGAAGAUUGGGCCAUACUUGAGAGAGAACAUGUCAGUUCUUUAGGUGGUGCCAUUGCAGACUUGGAAGCAAAUACUCUGCGCCUUCCACUAACUGGAGGAACAAAGGUGGACCUCAGAUCUUUGAAGUUGGCCAUGUCAUCAGCUCUUGAUGUAAUGCAUAGUGUGGGAUCUUCCAUAUGGUCUUUACACUCACAGAUGGAAGAGAUGACUAGGCUUGUUUCAGAUCUCGCUUUUAUAGCUACAAAAGAGAAUUUUAUGCUUGGCAGAUGUGAAGAUGUCUUGGCAUCAACCGCAGUCAUGGAGAUAGAAGAGAGUAGCCUCAUGACUCAUUUAAUGCAAAAGAAGCAAGAAGAAGAAGAGAUGAUGCAAAGUCUCCAUUGUUGCCAUUAAGCAAGUUUUCACGGCCAACACUUAACAAUGACUUGUAAAUUGCUCUUUUUUGGCUGCCAUUUUCUUCUGCCACCAUCCUUUCUCCAUUUUGUCUUUUACUUGUAGGAAGAGGAUGUGAAAUAAAUGGUUUAAAGAAAAUCAAUGCAAAAAAUGUAGUUUAAUA
Raphanus sativus (radish) is the source of this 2442-nucleotide messenger RNA. Its product is annotated as QWRF motif-containing protein 4. Gene Ontology annotation, molecular function: microtubule binding. Bases 453 to 2279 code for a protein of 608 amino acids. Gene Ontology annotation, cellular component: nuclear microtubule; centrosome; cytoplasm. NCBI's taxonomy places the organism in Eukaryota, Viridiplantae, Streptophyta, Magnoliopsida, Brassicales, Brassicaceae. The record is from RefSeq and is a predicted model, not a curated record. Gene Ontology annotation, biological process: spindle assembly; centrosome cycle. The transcript has 7 exons.